AAGAAAAGAAAAAGUCAACAUGCAAACGCUAUUAUGGCUCUGCUACAAAACAGAAUCCUCAAUAAAUCUUCUUUGUUGUUUUUAUCGUCGUGUUCAUAGCGUUUGCCAUUGGACACGUUCUUAUUGUUAGUAUAUCUUGUUUGUUUCUUCCACUAACUGCUUAGAAUUCUGGGUUCUGAUAGGGAUAUGACAUGAUGGUGUUUUUGUCAUAGAUAUAUAGAUUCACAUGUGUCACAUUACUUCGGUGUAUUCUGAAUUGUUCUAGUUUUCUUUUUCCCUUUUUUCUUUUUUUGAAAGUAAUUACAGUGACACAAGGUUUUGAACAUUGAAGGUUGUGGGAGACUUUCAAAAUUGGAUCUUGCUCUGCUUAUUAUGUGCAUGCAUGGAUUUUCUGCAUUGACGUUUGUUCCUUUUGUUAGUGAUGCUAUUGUACUGAGUUCUGAAUUUUCAAGACAAAGUUGUUGGUGCUUUUGCAUGGGAGAAAGUUGAGUCUUACAUGGAAGUGUUGUUGAAGUUCUUUGGUGGUACUGCAAAUUCAGUUACUUGCAAAUGCAUGGUAUUGUUUGUUACUGUUUUGAUUCUUAGAUUACUUCUCUUUCCUUCCUUCCCUAGUUUUGAUGGGAUUGAAUGGACCAACAUUGUGUAUAUCCGCAACAACCAUCCUCCAUUGUUGGGUUCUGAGUUUGGAAUUAGGAAAAACAAGUUCUUGGAAGUUCCUCAGAUUGUGUGGGGAUUGAACAACCAGAAGAUUGCAUUUGCAAGGGCUUGUCUUACUGCUAGAAUGCUGAAUAGAACUCUUUUGAUGCCUAGCCUUAGUGCCUCUUUGUUUUACAAAGAAAUUGACCUCUUAAAGCCAAUUUCCUUUGACAAAGUGUUCCAAUUCAACGCGUUUAACACAAUUUGCAGCGGUUUUGUUCAAUUAGGCCAGUACUCGGAUGUGUUAAAUGUAACAAAAGUCCUUGAAAUGCAGAAAGGAAGUGGAAGGAAGUGGACAUUGGAAAGAGAUUUAUCACAAUUGAGGGAGCAUAGCCAGGGCUCGAUCGAUGACCACGAGGUAAUUCGGAUUGUUGGGAAGAAUCCCUUUUUGUGGCAUGAUCAUUGGCCUGUGAAGGAUUAUGCAAAGGUUUUCGAGUGCUUGCAUUUGGUAGAUAAGAUUUCUGAAGAAGCAGAUAGAGUUGUGUCUAGGAUUAGAGAAGUUGGAAGAGAGGCAAGGGAAAGCAUUAAUGCUUCUGAGAGUUCUUCAUUUCGGCCUAUGCCAUAUGUUGCCGUCCACAUGAGGAUAGAAAUUGAUUGGAUGAUUCAUUGCAAGAAAUUAGAGCAGAGAUUGAACACAAACCAAAUAUGCAGUAGCAGGGAAGAGAUAAUGGAAAGAGUUAGGAACAUUGCCGGUUUGAAGGCUCCGGUCGUUGUUUAUCUCGCGGUAGCCGAUAAGCUCCUUAAUGAUUCUUCCAUAUUAGAACAUUGGGGAGAAGGCAUUCUUCCCUUUGAGAAGAAGAAACUUGGUGUUGAUGGAAUUUAUAAGAAGUAUCCAUAUCUAAUUCAAUCUGCAAUCGACUAUGAAGUGUGUUUGAGGGCUGAUAUCUUUGUUGGAAACAGUUUCUCCACAUUUUCAAGCCUUAUAGUCCUUGAAAGAACACAGAAGAUGAUGAAAAUUGGAGCCACAAGCAUGUGUGGAAAUGAUGCAAGAUGGCCUUCUUAUGCUUACAAUAUACCAUCCGGAGAAGAAUCAAAUGGACCUAUGAAAUGGAAUACAAAUAUGUCUGAUUCAAGUCUUCAAGCAAUCAGCUAUGGCACCAACCACAUUUCUUGUUGAUAGUGCUGUGUAUAAUUUCUGUUGCAAAUGUUCAGAAUUCUUAGAGUAGAUUAGAGGCCCUUCUUCUUGUGGAGUUUGAUUAGCUCACAUCAAGAAGAAAGAAAGAAUGGUUAAGAGGUUACAACUUACAACAAUGGGAUAUAGUUGUUUACAUUGAGGUAUGGUUUCUCUUUAUGUAAAUCAUCAUACUUUUAAUGUCCAUUGAGGAAUGUUUUUUGAACAUCUAGUUUUGUGACUUUUAUACACACCCAUAUCAUCUGAUCAUCAUAUUAGAUUUUGAUUUGGCCUCAAUAUUUAAAUUAAGUUAGGUAAGUAACACAAUUUAUUUUUGCAUAUAUCAACCCAUUGAUAACAAUCAAAGUCUCUUGAAGAGGGCUAUUUUGUUUA
This is a messenger RNA of Arachis ipaensis, 2200 nucleotides long. The record is from RefSeq and is a predicted model, not a curated record. NCBI's taxonomy places the organism in Eukaryota, Viridiplantae, Streptophyta, Magnoliopsida, Fabales, Fabaceae.